This is a messenger RNA of Salarias fasciatus (jewelled blenny), 4145 nucleotides long. Its product is annotated as enhancer of polycomb homolog 1-like. Lineage: Eukaryota; Metazoa; Chordata; Actinopteri; Blenniiformes; Blenniidae. Bases 494 to 2806 code for a protein of 770 amino acids. Gene Ontology annotation, biological process: regulation of transcription by RNA polymerase II. The record is from RefSeq and is a predicted model, not a curated record. Gene Ontology annotation, cellular component: NuA4 histone acetyltransferase complex. The transcript has 15 exons.
CAGUAAAGUUGUUAACCCCCGACAGUAGCACUUUGCUUCCCACCUCCUCUAGUUUCAGCCCCGCUGUACAUCGACAGGGAAAUAAGAGUUUCCAUCGAGAGAAAUUCGCCGCUCGAGGCCGGACAGCGGCUCCUCCCGCCGGGGCUCCGCCGCCGUUAGCAGUCCGGCCGAAUUCAGCCCGAAGCGGCGGCGAACAUUCCUGCUGCGUCGUGUUGUCUGUCGUCUUUUUUUUUUUUUUUCCAACUUCUGACUUGCACAAAUGUUCCCCAUCUGUUUUGGAAGCUCCGACCCGUGUCCAGUGCUCGACUCGGUCCAUUUGGGAAAAGUUAUGGAUAUAUUGAUGAAAAGAGAAUUUCUGCUGCUUUGGUUUGACUCGGGCUAAAGACAGUAUGAUCUUCAUCAUCAUCAGAAGCUGCAGCAGCAGCGUCUACAGGAACACCAUCUCCAGCGGGCCAUCUCGGCGCAGCAGGUCUACGGUGAGAAGCGGGACAACAUGGUCAUCCCAGUCCCCGAGGCGGAGAGCAACAUCACCUACUACGACUCCCUCUACCCCGGGGACUACAAGAUGCCAAAGCAGCUAAUUCACAUACAGCCUUUCAGCUUGGACACGGAGCAGCCGGACUACGACCUGGACUCGGACGACGAGGCCUUCGUGCUCAAGCUGAAAAAAAAGAUGGAGAUCAGCUUCCUGCAGUUUGAGGAGAUGAUUGACCGGCUGGAGAAGGGCAGCGGACAGCAGCUUGUGAGUCUUCCCGAAGCCAAACUGCUGCUGAAGGAGGACGACGAGCUCAUCAAGGAGGUGUUCGACUACUGGAGCCGCAAGAGGAAAAACAGCAAAGCCAACUCGCUCAUCCCCAACGUCAAGCAGGAGAAGCGAGACGGCUCCAGCACCAGUGACCCGUACGUGGCCUUCCGGCGGCGCACCGAGAAGAUGCAAACGAGGAAGAACCGCAAGAAUGACGAGGCGUCCUAUGAGAAGAUGCUGAAGCUUCGCCGAGAUCUGAGCCGAGCAGUCACCAUCCUGGAGAUGAUCAAGAGGAGGGAAAAGAGCAAACGGGAGCUGCUCCACCUCACACUGGAGAUUUUUGAGAAGAGGAACGUCAUGUCAGACUUCGGCGGUGAGGUGAUGGCCGAGGUUCUGGCUGAACGGGCGCUGGUGAGGCCGCAGAUCAUCCCACUGGUCCCACUUACCAACCAGUACCGAAACCAGGACCACAUGGACCUCAAAGACUACAAGUCCAAGCCUGAGAAGGCCGAGGUUCCCCGGCAGAAGAGGAAGUAUGAGAAGAAACAGAAGGUGCUGCCUCUGUCGUCAGGAGCUCCUCACCAUCCAGGCCCUGUUGUCUUCAACGCUAAAGACCUGAACCAGUACGACUUCCCCAGCUCGGACGACGAGCCCUUCUCCCAGCUGCACUCAGGCUCUUCUGAAGCAGAGGAAGAGAACGACCCAGACGGUGCCUACGCCUUUCGUAGGAAGGCAGGCUGCCAGUACUAUUCUGCUCGUCAGGAUCGGGUGGGCAGCUGGAAGUGGUGCGGUCCCUGGGACGGCGGUCUGGCCGACAGUCGCUUUCGCUACAGCCUCACCACGCUCACAGUGCCGAGGCGGUGCAUGGGCAUGGCCCGGCGGCGUGUGGGACGAGGCGGCAGGGUGUUGCUGGACAGGGCAUACACAGACUAUGACAACAUUUUCCAUGGACUGGAUUCAGAAACGCCCGACUUGCCUCUUCCCUCCUCACCUGCUGCUCCGCCUCCUCCUCCUCCACCGCCGCCUCCUCCUACUGCUUCACGCUCACCGGCCACCGACAGGUUUUCCAGUACCUCAGAAACAAAUACCUCGAACAGAAGUUCCCUCAACGCGCCCCCCUCCCCCUCCACGCCCCCCUCCACGGACCUCAGUCAGAUACUGUUGAAUAUAAAGUCGUGCCGAUGGCGGCACUUCAGACCACGGACACUACCACUACACGAGCUGGACAAUGCCCACCCAUUGUUCAGGCGGCUGAGCCGAGGCCUGAAGCGCCCAGCCUGCGUCUCCUCGGCCGGAGGGCAGCCCUUCGGCUGCCAGCGCCCGGGGAGGGUGCUCCCUGCUCCCGCGCCCGUCGCCGCUUUCACAGCCGAACAGUACCAGCAGCAUCAGGAGGAGCUGGCCCUGAUGCAGAAACACCAGCUGGAGCAGAUCCAGCUGCAACAGCAAGCCAACAGCACCGCCACUGCCAACAGCACACAGCAGGGCCUGGCGAACACACUGGACCAGGCCGGCGCUCAGUUCGCCGCCUCGGCCCUCGUCACCGCCGACCAACUGCUGGCUCUGAAAUCCAAGGAGGAGCUAGCCCUGGGAGGCGGAGUCAACGGCGUCCUCUCCCCCUCAGGUGUCUACAAGGGCUUGCACCUCUCGAGCACAGCGUCCCCCUCCCCCGCCGCCCCGGCUCCCCCCGCCGCCGCCCCGACCCCCGCACAGCUCCACCCCUGCACCACCACGAGCUCCGCCGCCAGUAACAACAACGGCACGGCCCACCCGGCCGCCGCCGCCGCCAACAGCGCCGCCACUCAGGUCCUGCUGGGCAACAACAACAGCCUCCGCCUGGGCGUCCCCGCCGGCAAGCGCAUCCACGCCCCCCGCACGCUGAGCAGCGCCAUGUCGACCUCCGCCUUAAAGCUCGCCCACACAGCAACCGCCAACUGUCAGAAACCCAAGGUCACCACGGCCUCGGCCUCGCCGCUGGGCAUCGUGCCGAGGGAGAAUCACGAACAAGACAAGCCAGCACUUAACAGUCUAUCAGAGAACACAGUGGCCAUGGAGGUUACGUAGCCUCGCGCUCACGCCGCAGGAAGCGUGACUCCUUUCCCUCCUUUUUUUUUUUUUUUUUUUUUUUUCUUUUUUUUUUUUUUUUUUUUUUUUUAAUAUAUUUUUGUUUUAGGUGCUAUGCAUCAUUUGUUAGUCGUGAAUGCAAGUGGCGGCGGAGUGAGCACGGCAAGGUUGGGUUUCCACGGCAACCGUUUUGGGACUUAAUUGCAAUGCUCGUCUCGUACAAUUCCCCUCUCGCCCCCCCUCCCCUCCCCAUUUGUUACUGUUAAUAAGAGAUCGUCUGUAAAUUCUUAAUAUGGCAAAUAUAUGUACAGUACUGCAUAUUUGUAAUACCCCCACCACCACACCACCACCCCCCCACCCCCCCCCCCCCCCCACCCCCACAUUCUUGUAAAUAACAUUACUUGAAUACAGAAUUGUUCAUUUGUGAUGUUUUGCACUCGAGAUAUUAAAAGAAAAAAAAAAACAACUCAAAAUUAAAAAGAGAAAACGACAAACUGCAACUGGUGCGAGUGUGAGGUGUGAACGGUGAACCCCACAGAUGUAUGUCAUCACAUGCAUGGUGCAGAACCUGCUGUUUGAUCUAUUUAUUGUGCCGUGUUUACAAUAAUCUUUUUUUUUUUUUUUUUUUUACCCCCAAUACAUAUUUUUAUUUUAUUUUUUUAAUUGGUCUUUUUUUUUUUUUUUUUUAACACUACACUGUGCCCCUCCCCCUCCCCCUCCCCGUGCUGUAGUCGGUGUUAGCUAGCCUUCCUCUUUCGUUUUGGAGAUGCGAACAUGGCGGCAGGCUCCCCGUUCUCCCGCCGUGUUGCGUCGUGUGGCGUCGGACCCACGGAGACAUGCGUGCGCACACUGGGAAAUCCGUGGCAGUGGUGGGUCAGUCAGUCCCCGCUAAGCUCUUCCAUACAUACGAUAUUCCUGAGACAAGUAACAAAACAAUGGGGACGAACACUUUUCCCACAAGCUGCUUUCCACUUAUCUAAGCACUAUAUGAUUUUUUUUUUUUUUUUUUUUUUUUUUUUUUUUUUAAUUGAUUGAUGCUGCUUUUCUAUGAUUUUGGUCACUGGUUUGUAUCAGACGGCCUAUUUUCGUUUAGAUUUCUCUCAAAAAAAAUAAUCCCUGCCCCCCUCCUUUAUCAUUUUUUAAAAAAAAAAAUAAAUAUUUUUGUAUCGCCCGGUUGUGUUUGUUUUAAAUAUCCGCACGAAAGACAUCAUUCUUUUGUUACUUGUUGAUUAAGAAAAAAAAAAAAAGCAAAAAAACCUAUAAGGGAGUUUAAAAAAAUGCAGUAACUGACAUUUAUUAUCAUUCCAGCUUCUAAUAUAAUAAUUACAAAAGAAAAAAA